Molecule: messenger RNA, 1728 nt
Organism: Tachysurus vachellii
Lineage: Eukaryota; Metazoa; Chordata; Actinopteri; Siluriformes; Bagridae
Gene: ccdc25
Product: coiled-coil domain containing 25
Exons: 9
Coding region: 141-764 (207 amino acids)
Source: RefSeq, a predicted model, not a curated record
UUUAAUUCACAUCCGGUGUCAGAUUUGUCAGUGCUCCUAGCACGCUAGUUACUAGGUAAUGCCGAAAGCGUGCGUUUACUAUUUACUUUCACAGCUGUCUCUUUUUUAAUCCGUGCUGUACUUUCUUCAAUCGCGGAAACAUGGUUUUCUACUUCACCAGCGCCAUUGUCACACCACCCUAUACCAUCUACAUGGGGAAAGACAAAUAUGAAAAUGAAGAUCUCAUAAAAUACGGCUGGCCUGAGGACAUUUGGUUUCACGUGGAUAAACUAUCCUCUGCACACGUUUACCUGAGAAUGCCUAAGGGGAAAACGAUAGAUGACAUACCCAAAGAGGUCCUGAUCGAUUGUGCACAGCUCGUAAAGAACAACAGCAUUCAAGGCUGCAAAAUGAACAACAUCAACGUUGUUUACACAUCAUGGGGCAACCUGAAGAAAACUGGAGACAUGGACGUGGGUCAGAUUGGCUUUCAUCGCCAGAAAGAGGUGAAAACUGUGGCUGUGGAAAAGAAAAUCAACGAAAUCAUCAAUCGGCUCGAGAAGACAAAAGAAGAGAAGUACCCCGAUCUCGCAGCAGAGAAAGAGUCUCGAGACAGAGAGGACCGGAACGAGAAAAAGGCUCAAAUUCAAGACAUAAAGAGACGAGAAAAGGAAGACAUGAAGAGGAAAAAGGAGCAGGAGGAGUUAAGGAAUUAUUCAGCACUUAUGAAGAGUGAAAACAUGACCACAAAUGAGGAUGGUAACGAUUCUGAUGAUUUUAUGUAACUGGAAACAUAAAGAUCUGCAGAGCAGACCUGACAUCUUAAACCAUAUGCAUGCUCCGAGGAAGGCCACAGGGUUUGCUGUUAUGGAGGAACUUGCUUUCUGUGCAUCUUAAACACUACCUGUGCCAAGAAAACAUUUUGCUUGGAACAAAUCAUCUUGGAGCAAAUUUACCAAUGGCUUCUUAAAAACACCAAACAAGAAAAAGCAACGUCUGGUGUUGCAGUGCUGUUCAUGAAUCAAGAAACUUUUUUUUUUCUCAGUAUCUUUGCUGAUUUUUCUACAGUGCAAAUUGUCAUUUUCAUUUUUUGUUUCAGUGGAAUGGAAUUGCACGGUUUUAUUAUACCUUAACUGAUCCUGCAGCAGUGAUAAAUUUCUUAUCAGUUUUUUUCCAUAACAGGGCUUGGAUGCUGGUCUGUCAUGGAUUGUAUAGAUUUAUGUGCUUUAACUCUUGACUCAAGACUCUUAUUUUCUUGAAACGUGAAGAGUGCCAGAUGCUAAUUCAAGCCUACUGACAGUGUUAUAUAUGUAUGCCAGCCCUGAUUCAUUUCUAGUUUUUUUUUUUUUGAUUGCAAUAAAUCUUAAACCACAUACCUUUCCUUCUUCAGUGGUUGAUUAGAAAUGUUAUAGGUAACAGAUUGGUUAUCUUUGAAGCAGUUUGUUUUAUAGCUACUGCACUUGAUGAGUAAAAAGCAGUCAGACGCUAAAGUCUGUCCACUUUUAAGAAAGCACUUGUCAGGGUUCACGUACCUGGAGUUUUGUUUGUAACAUCCUGUUGUUCCAUAGCUUUUUGUUCUUUGUUAAUAAUAUAUCUAUUACAUCAAUAACAUGUACAGGUUAUAGAUUGUUAGAUUAUAGAUAAUGUAUCCAAAUCAGACAUGUACAUGGAAUUUGUCUUUAGACUUUACUGUACUGAGACAGGAAAAAAUAAACAAUUUGCCUUGAAGGUACACUUUCAGACAUAAAA